Gavialis gangeticus (Gharial) is the source of this 2080-nucleotide messenger RNA. RefSeq names its product exoribonuclease 1 (gene ERI1). The coding region runs from base 56 to 1111 and encodes 351 amino acids. Gene Ontology annotation, cellular component: nucleolus; cytoplasm. The record is from RefSeq and is a predicted model, not a curated record. The transcript has 7 exons. Gene Ontology annotation, molecular function: 3'-5'-RNA exonuclease activity; nucleic acid binding. Gene Ontology annotation, biological process: exonucleolytic trimming to generate mature 3'-end of 5.8S rRNA from tricistronic rRNA transcript (SSU-rRNA, 5.8S rRNA, LSU-rRNA). NCBI's taxonomy places the organism in Eukaryota, Metazoa, Chordata, Crocodylia, Gavialidae.
UGGAAAGAGAGCCUCAGUCUGAGUCUUUCCCGCCGGAACUGCUGGUGUCGCCGCCAUGGAGGAGCAGAAGGAGAACUGGCUGCGGGGCGGGCACCACGAGGCGCCGGCAUCUGCCCCUGCGCCCGCCCCACCCAGCCAGCUCGCGGCCCCGGCCCCCGGCAGCACCCCCAGGGGCCAGCAUCACUGUAGACUGGAUGGACAAGACCAUAAUGAAAAAAUUUCCACCUGCCAUUCUAAUGAUUUCAGUGACCCAAUUUACAAAGAAAUUGCUAUAACUAAUGGUUGCAUUAAUAGGAUGAGUAGAGAUGAGCUGAGAGCCAAACUUGCAGAGUUCAAGCUUGAAACGAGAGGAGUGAAAGAUGUACUGAAAAAGAGGCUUAAAAACUACUACAAGAAGCAAAAGCUGAUGCAGAAGGAGCCCAUUGAUGGAGAGAGUUACUAUGAUUUUAUCUGUGUUGUUGACUUCGAAGCAACCUGUGAGGAGGGCAACCCCCCUGAAUUUAUACAUGAAAUAAUUGAAUUUCCUAUCGUGCUAGUAAACACUCAUACACUAGAAAUAGAGGAUACCUUUCAACAAUAUGUGAAGCCAGAAAUUAAUCCUCAGCUUUCAGACUUCUGCAUUAAUCUGACCGGAAUCACUCAGGGCCUCGUAGAUGAAGCUGAUGCCUUUCCUCAAGUCCUACAAAAUGCUGUAGAAUGGAUGAGACAGAAAGAACUGGGGACUAAAUAUAGCUAUUCCAUACUGACUGAUGGAUCUUGGGAUAUGAGUAAAUUCCUGAAUAUCCAGUGUCGUAUUAGCCAUAUCAAAUAUCCCUCUUUUGCCAAAAAAUGGAUCAAUAUCCGCAAAUCGUACGGCAACUUCUACAAGGUUCCCAGAAACCAGACCAAGCUGACAAUCAUGCUUGAAAAGCUGGGAAUGAACUAUGAUGGGCGACCUCACAGUGGACUUGAUGACUCUAAGAAUAUUGCACGGAUAGCUAUACGAAUGCUUCAGGAUGGAUGUGAGCUGCGUGCGAAUGAGAGAAUGCAUGGUGGGCAGCUAAUGACUGUAUCCUCCUCUGCUCCAGUAGAGGGAGCCCCUGCUCCACAGAUGCCCCAUCUUAGAAACUAGCAGUGAAAGAGUGCUACAUAAUGAACCACUGUUGAAGACUUAGACUGCAAAGACAGCUGAUUAAAUGACCAUUUUGAUAAAACAGAUCUUCAGAGCAAAAUAUGCGAGCACCUUAAAUAGCUUUCUCUGUUUAAAAUAAAGGGGAUGUGAACUCUUGUUCUUUAACAUUUGCGUAUAUGACUUUUGAUACUGAUGGUGUUUUUAAAAAAAAAAUUAUCUGGUGUCUUUUUUAAAGGUAAGGUUGAUUACCGUAUAUAAGAUCCAAGCAGGGUUUUAAGAUUUUGUUUAUGAAGAAUAAUUAAUUCAAACUAAAAUACCCGAUUUGUUUACCCAUUGCGCUCUUCUUUCCCCAGCCCACAUGCUGUAUUGUAAGUGUCUAACAUAUUGACCAACAUUUGCAUAUGUAUAGGCUACUGACAGAAGAACUGUACAGAAUGUUGGCCAGAUUGGUAUCAUUUACCUUGCCAGUUGAUAGAGGCAGAUAACCUCUUCUGUUCAUCUAGACAAAAUGGGGGCAUUAUUCACGGUUUUAAUGGUUUUAAAAUCUUGAGGGAAAAGUCUGGAGAGGAGGAGGGAUGUGUGUGUGUGUUAAGAAAUGUGUGUCAGUUUCCACCUCAAAUAAUUCUGAGUGGCGUUGGUGAAGAGCUAAGUAUUAAGUAAAAAUAAAACUUUUAUUUGUAUAGUUGCAGAAUUCCUGGGGGGAGAGGGGUGGGGGCGUUAUUACUUGGGGGUUUUUUUUACAGGUAGGCUUUUCAGUCAUUGGGAUUUUUUGUACUUCCAGGUACUGCUUUACCUAUUUCUGCUCUAUUCAUUCCAGAAUAAAAUGAAGAACAAUACAGCAAUUUAAUCUCUUUUAGAAACCUGGAAUUCAGUGAGUGUGAGUGACUUAAAAUGCAAUGCAAUAUUGAAAUUAAUAUGAAAUAUGGCUUAGUAUGCUUUUUUCUGUCAUCUGGAUAUUCUGUAAAAAUA